AAACUGUGCAAAAAGUGUGUAGCUCUGCUAAUUGGAAUAAAAAAUGCAGUAAAAAGUGUAAAUUAAGAACGGAAACAAUAUAAAAAUGGCGAUCCAAAAGCCAGGCGAGUGGGCGAACUCACUUUUAGCCCGUUUCGAAGACCAGCUGCCCAAUAAAAUUGGUUUGCAUGGCACCCAAGCGCGCUUGAGUCAGGAUCAGCUGACGGCCUGUCUCAUACAAAUUUCGCGUUAUCGCUUCUCACUAGUUAUAUCUGGACUCACCAAAAUGCUGCAACGAGUUAAUGAAGCGGUAAAUUUCCUAAUAUUUAAUAUUUUAACUUUAAUUGUAACCAUUUUUCUUAAAUUUCUUUUACAGUCUAUGCAAAACCGUCACGACGCUGAGCGUUGUUAUUUUGAAUCACUAGUCAUUAUAUUAACAACUCUGGAACGUUGUUUGGCUAAUCAGACAAAGGAUACGGCACGUUUUGAGGAAGCAAUGAAUGUUAAACUACUUUUACGCGAAAUUUCGCAAUUCAUCGAUGUACAGAGUGAUAAUAAUCCAAAUGCAGCGCAGCUGAAAGCUAUUGCGUCAAGAGUGCUUUUCGGACUUUCACAAAAUCAUUUUUCAGCUGUAUUUAAUCGCAUAUCAGCGCGCAUACAAGAGUUGAUCACAUGCUCAGAUGAGAAUCCCGACUGUUGUGACAUUGAAUUAAUACAACAUAUUGACAUGGACAUAAAUAAAUUAACCAAACUUUUGCAAGUGACCAAGUCAAGAUCGAAGAAGGCGCCGCCUUUGAUUUUGCUGCAUUCGCUAGAGAAAGCCAUUUGGAACUGGAUUGAAUACCAUCCACAUGAAUUUCAGGAUUUGCAACGCGGCAUUGCCACCAAAGAUAUUUCAAGCUGCUGGGAAACAUUGCUGGAAUUUGUUGAAGCAUAUAAAGCAGAAAAUAAGAAGAACAAGACAACCGUCUGGCCAUUACAAAUGCUAUUGCUUAUACUAAAUCCCAGCUGCUUAGAAGCCACCGUCAAUGAAUUACAACAAUCUGAAAAGGAGAAGGAUAAAGAAAAAUACAGAGAUAAAGAUAAAACGUCAUUAACGCAAAACUCUGCGCAAACUGCACGUGACAAAGAGCAAUCUGCUAAGCAGUUUAUUGAGGGUAUUAAACGUGGCUUGGGGCCACACUCACCCUCAAAGCAGGUCACUGAGUAUGCUGCUAUUGCUUGUGUAAAACUAUGCAAAGCCUCAACAUAUGUCAAUAACAACGAUUCGAAUAAUGUGCUCUUCAAAUUAGUGCAAUAUGUCAUUAAUGAUUUGAAAGCUUUGCUUUUUAAUCCGGUCAAGCCAUUUUCGCGUGGCCAGGCGUACAACUAUGCUGAUAUUGAGCUUAUGAUCGACUGUUGGGUUUCACUAUUUCGCAUAAAUCCCCAUAAUAUCGACACAUUGAAGGUCUGCCUCAAUUUGUCUUCACCGCAGGCGUAUCAUUUUGUAAUUGUCUGCUCUUUGCUGAGAUUAACACACAUACACGUGGAUUUUCGUCUACAAAAUAAAAACUGUUUCCGCACCAUCCAUCAGCCAAUACUAUCUUGGUGGGCCAAAACCAAUGUUGUACACUAUCGUUCUGCAGAAUUGCGCGCACUCUUCACCGAUACCUUGAAUAAAGCCACUCAGGGUUAUAUUGCGCAUACGCCACUGCGUAUGAUAACAUCGCUGACGCUGAAAUCGAAAGAUACGCAGAAAGGCUUGACGCGUUCCGAAGAGGGACCUGCACACAAAAUGUUACUGCUCCUCUUGGUUCGGCUUAUACACGCUGACCCGAUGUUACUUUUAAAUACACAAGGCAAAGUGGCGCAUGAAAUGCAAAGUUCCUCGCUCGAACUCAUCAAUGGUCUGGUGAGUCUCGUGCACCAACCCACCAUGCCCGAUGUGGCGCAGGAAGCUAUGGAGGCAUUACUAGCUUUACACUCAUACGAUAAAAUCGAAUUGUGGAAUCCACAGGCGCCAAUGAAUUGUUUUUGGGAUGUCAGUUCGCAAGUGCUGUUUUCGAUUUCGCAAAAACUAAUACAACACCAGAUUGCCAACUAUACGGAUGUGCUGAAAUGGAUGCGUGGCAUACUGAGUUGUCGCAAUGACUAUCUGCAGCGGCACAAGAAGUAUGCACUGGUCGGUCAUGAGCUGCAGAUCUGCCGUCAGGCGCGCAUUAAACUGGAAGUGGUGUUCUUCAUGUAUCUGUGGUCAGUCGAUUUGGAUGCAGUGCUCACGUCCCUCUCCUGCUUUGGUCUCUUAUGCCAAGAGUCGGAUAUUUUGUUGACAGCAGAUGAUUCGGCGACUGUGUUACCUGUUGCGAAUUAUCAAAUAUAUCAGGAGCUGACGCAAUUGGCAAGCUCGGACACGCGCAUAUGUUUCUACGAAACUAAUCAUGGCAAUGCUUACAACCGUCUGGCUCUACAACGACGUAUGAUGAAUUUGUUGCGCAAAAUCGAGCACUGUGUUGAUGGCGUACAAACAGCGUGGGAGGAAACCUUUAGAAAUUGGGAACUCACCAGCAAAGUAUUACAAACAUAUCCCAAAUAUAAAAGUGACGAUGUGCAAGCAGAGCUCUUCCAUCGUGGCGUUGGCAAGCGUCGCGCAAGUCAUCAAAGUUCGGAACAUGAUUUAGAGGAACACAUCACCGAAUGGGCCAACAUGACAUGGUUUCUGCUAACACUUGGCGGCGUGUGUCUGCAAAAGCGUUUGUCUUCGCGUUGGAAGCAAAUGCAAUUACAAAAUAAUACCGCAACUGCUGGUUCCAGUAGCGGUAUGCCUGCGACGAGCAAUCUCCUGCAGUCGCACAACAGUUUGGCACAAUCGCAGAACACCUUAGCAGCGUCCGGCAGUUUGACUUCGAUCUCCACAAUACCAGCUGUCUCGCUGUAUUCGCUCUACUCAUGCUCCACCAGUUCCGGACGUGGUUCUCUACUGCAUCCCAGCACCAUAUCAUUGACUACGAUAGUGCCGGUGCCGCAGCAAGAUUUACAAUACUGUCCGGUGUCACAAUUCAUCGGUCAGUUGUUACGCUUGUUGGUGUGCAAUAACGAAAAAAUCGGUUCGAAUAUACAGAAGAAUGUGAAAGAUUUAAUUUCGGAAGAAAUGACACCACAACUCUAUCCCAUAGUUUUCGAUCAAAUACGUUCGAUAGUCGAGAAAUUUUUCGAUCAACAGGGGCAAGUGAACGUCUCCGAAAUCAAUACCGCCUUCAUCGACCACAUUAUACACAUAAUGAUUUCGAUAUUGAGCCCACGACCCGUGAAAGAUCCGAAUAAUGAGCAAGUCGCUGCUUCCGAGUACCUGAGCGUGACGAGCAUUGAAGGCAUGAUGCUGGGCAUUGUGCGUUAUAUGCGUCAUCGCGAAAUGACUGUAUCAGGGAUACGCGCCAAAGUGCGCGUUUGUAAUUUGGUAGAGAUAAUGAUAAAACGUCGCGACGAUUUGGCUUUUCGGCAAGAAAUGAAAUUUCGCAACAAAUUAGUGGAAUACUUAAGCGAUUGGGUUAUGGGCACCUCACACCAAAUAGUACCGACAGCCAACGAACCGCCGCCAGCAAAUCCCGCUGAAAUAUUCCGUGAACUCGAUAUAGCUUGCAUGGAAGCUGUCGCCGCUUUGCUACGUGGACUACCUUUGCAACCCGAGGAAUCCGAUCGUGGCGAUUUGAUGGACGCGAAGAGCGCAUUAUUCCUCAAAUACUUCACGCUUUUCAUGAAUCUCCUAAACGACUGCAUUGAUAGCACUGAGGCUGAGAAAGAGCUAAGUAAUCCACCACUACUCCCACCGCAUCCGGCUGUUAAUGGCCGAUUGGGCAUGUUACGCUUUAACACCAUACAGGCGAUGUCAAACUUGCUCGGCGCCAACAUCGACUCGGGUCUGACGCAUUCCAUCGAUCUUGGCUACAAUCCCGAUUUACAAACACGCGCCUCCUUUAUGGAAGUGCUUACGCGCAUCUUGAAGCAAGGCACCGAAUUCGAUACGCUCGCCGAGACUGUGCUGGCCGAUCGAUUUGAGCAGCUGGUCCAAUUAGUUACAAUGAUUAGCGAUAAGGGUGAGCUGCCUAUAGCGAUGGCAUUGGCUAAUGUAGUGACCACUUCACAAAUGGAUGAAUUGGCACGUGUGCUGGUAACACUAUUCGAUGCCAAGCAUCUGCUCUCACCGCUCUUGUGGAACAUGUUCUAUCGCGAAGUCGAAAUAUCCGAAUGCAUGUCGACACUCUUUCGCGGCAAUUCGCUUGGUAGUAAAAUAAUGGCAUUUUGCUUUAAAAUUUACGGUGCAAGCUAUUUGCAAAACUUGCUGGAGCCGCUAAUACGACCGUUACUCGAUGAUCAGACCACUAGCUAUGAGGUGGAUCCGGCUAGACUCGAGCCCGGUGAAGACUUGGAACGCAAUAAAGAGAACCUAAUAUCGCUCACCAGAGUCUUCUUUGAAGCGAUACUCAAUUCAGUGGAUCGUUUUCCCUCACAGCUGCGCUCAAUGUGUCACUGCCUCUAUCAGGUGUUGAGCAAACGCUUUCCCACUGUCUUGCAAACCAAUAUUGGCGCAGUGGGCACUGUGAUCUUUCUACGCUUUAUAAAUCCAGCUAUUGUAUCACCCCAAGAACUCGGCAUUGUUAAUCGCCAAGUACCCGCUUCGGUGAAGCGUGGUCUAAUGUUGAUGUCGAAAAUCUUACAAAACAUCGCCAAUCACAUUGAGUUCUCUAAGGAACAGCAUAUGGUGUCAUUCAAUGAUUUUCUACGCGCACGAUUUGAACAAGGUCGUCACUUUUUCGUACAAAUCGCCUCGGAUUGCGAGACGGUGGACCAGGCGUCGCACAGCAUGAGCUUCAUCUCAGAUGCCAAUGUUUUGGCAUUGCAUCGCUUGCUGUGGACGCAUCAGGAGCGCAUUGGCGAUUAUCUCUCCAGCAGUCGUGAUCACAAAGCUGUAGGCAGACGUCCUUUCGACAAAAUGGCCACAUUGCUAGCUUAUUUGGGGCCGCCAGAACAUAAACCAGUGGACUCACAUUCGGUGCACUGCAGCAUGAUGUUCUCAUCGUAUGCGCGUUGGAGCUCUAUUGACAUGUCAUCGAAUUACUUCGAAGAUGUUAUGGUGAAACAUCAAAUGCACGAAAAGGAGGAAUUCAAAAGCAUAAAAUCCAUGAAUAUCUUCUAUCAAGCGGGCGCAAGUAAAGCGGGAUUACCAGUGUUCUACUACAUUGCCAGGCGUUACAAAAUCGGCGAAACGAAUGGCGAUUUACUGCUCUAUCAUGUAAUACUCACGCUGAAAGCAUUCUGCCACUCACCUUUCGAAUUGCUCAUAGACUUCACGCACACUUGCUCGGAUAAUCGCUUUCGUACAGAGUUCUUGCAGAAAUGGUUUUGUGUGCUGCCAACCGUUACCUAUGACAAUUUAUACACCAUUUACAUUUACAACUGUAAUUCGUGGGUGCGUGAAUAUACAAAAUUCCAUGAACGCAUACUAGCGCCGAUAAAGAGCGAUCGCAAACUAGUCUUCAUCGAUUCGUCCAAUAAACUCAAUGAAUACAUCGACACUGAACAACAGAAACUGCCAGGCGCCACAUUAUCGCUAGACGAAGAUCUCAAGGUAUUCAAUAAUGCGCUCAAGCUUAGCCAUAAAGAUACCAAAGUUGCUAUAAAAGUCGGACCCACUGCAUUGCAAGUGACAGCAGUGGAGAAAACCAAAGUGCUGGGUCACUCAGUACUGCUGAACGAUGUCUAUUAUGCCUCCGAAAUUGAGGAAGUUUGUCUGGUGGAUGAUAAUCAAUUUACGCUCUCCAUAACGAAUGAAAGCGGUCAGCUUAGCUUUAUACACAACGAUUGUGAUACCAUUGUACAGGCCAUUAUACAUAUACGCAAUCGUUGGGAGUUAAGUCAACCGGAAUCGGUGACGGUGCACCAAAAAAUACGUCCCAAAGAUGUGCCCGGUACACUUUUAAAUAUGGCAUUACUUAAUCUAGGCACCUCGGAUCCCACCUUGCGUUUAGCUGCCUAUAAUUUACUCUGCUCGCUCACCUGCUCCUUUGAUUUGAAAAUCGAAGGUCAACUAUUGGAGGCACACGGUUUGUGUAUACCAUCGAACAACACAAUUUUCAUUAAAUCCAUCAGCGAGAAAUUAGCCACCAACGAGCCACAUUUAACGCUCGAAUUUCUAGAGGAAUGCAUACAGGGUUUCCAGCGUAGCACAAUUGAAUUGAAGCAUUUAUGCUUGGAAUAUAUGACACCGUGGCUGAAUAAUCUAUUGAAAUUUUGCAAAUCGAACGAUGAUGCCAAAAAGCUAAAGGUCGCACAGAUUUUAGACAAAUUGAUUUGUCUUACAAUCGAACAGAAGGAGAUGUACCCAUCGGUGCAGGCGAAAAUUUGGGGCUCUAUUGGUCGCAUACCCGAUCUUAUCGAUAUGGUGUUGGAUAAUUUCCUACACAAAUCGAUUACUUACGGUUUGGGUUCGCCGCAUGUGGAGAUUAUGGCCGACACGGCUGUGGCGCUCGCCUCUGCCAAUGUGCUGUUGGUGUCGAAGAAGAUAAUAACGCGCAUGUGCCGCGUCUUGGAUAAGACCUGCACCAAUCCAACACAGUUUCUGGAGCAGCAUAUGAUGUGGGAUGAUAUUGCAAUAUUGACGCGUUUUCUGCUCAUGUUGUCCUUCAAUAACUGCCUUGAUGUCGUAACACAUUUGCCAUAUCUAUUUCAUAUUAUCACGUUUUUGAUCUGCUCCGGUUCGGUAACGAUGCGCGCCUCCAUACACGGUCUCGUCGUCAACAUCAUACACUCGCUGACUACUUGCACUAAACCGACUUUCUCAGACAACGCAAAGCGCGUGCUGCGACUGGCACUCGAGGAAUUCUCACUAUACAAAUUCUAUGCGCUCUUCGGUAUCAGCAAAGUCAAAUCGGCCGCUGUAACAGCCUUCCGCUCGAGCUAUCGACAUCCAUCCGACAGAUGGUUGGGCAAUGAGCGCGUCUGUCAAAUGUUACCAGCCGAUGUGGAGCGAAUUACAUUGCCCUCAUUGGAAGAGGUGGUCGAUUCGCUGUCGGAGAUCAUGUCGGUUUGCAUGCCCGAUGUGCCGGAUUGCCAAUGGUUGGAGACAUGGACGACGUUGUCGCGCAGUUUCGCCUUCUGUUACAACCCUGCGUUGGAACCACGUGCGCUCAUAGUUUACGGUUGCAUUAGUAAAAGCAUAACCGAUCAGGAAGUGAAACAACUUUUGCGCAUUUUAGUAAAAGCACUGGAAUCGUUCAACGACAUCACAUUAAUCGAGGCGAUCGUAUUGUGUUUGACGCGCAUACAACCCCUACUGAGACCUGAAUCGCCCAUACAUCGCGCCCUCUUUUGGGUUGCUAUCUCGGUACUGCAGCUAGACGAAGUAUCGUUGUAUGACGCCGGUUUGGCAUUUCUCGAACAAAAUCUGCAUACACUGGAACGUCAGGGUUGCUUCGAUCACGAGAGCAUAGCCGAUGUCAUGAUGCGUACACGCGAAAAACUUGAGUGGCACUUCAAGCAACUCGAUCAUGCAGUUGGCUUAUCGUUUCGCAGCAAUUUCCACUUUGCACUCGUCGGUCACUUGCUAAAAGGCUUUCGUCAUCCCACACCUUCAACUGUCUUUCGCACAUCGCGCAUACUCGGCACGCUGCUGAGUCUCGUCGCCAAACCUUUUCAUCGCGACAAAUUCGAAGUGACACCUGACAGCGUUGCCUAUUUGACGGCUCUGGUAGCCGUUUCCGAGGAAGUGCGCUCACGCUGCCACGUCAAGCAUGCCAUACCGCGAUGGACCACCGAUUUGAGCAUUAUGGAAAAUGGCGAAACGAUCUUCUAUGGCAAUCAGAAUGCGCUCGGCAUGUCACUGCCACGUCGGCAAAAGUCCUGGGAUAUGCUUGAUCAGUCAGCUUUACAGUUUGCGCGUCAUCACAAAGGACCCGCACAUCAGAUGAAUGCCAAAGUUUUGUUUAAAACACAGCGCUCUUUUUCGGUGCCAACAACAAAAGAACCGAAUAAUACGAGCACUAUCGAAGAACGCCAGGAGCGUGGCUCGCGUUCAUCUGUUUCCAAUGAGUCUAAUGUGCUAUUGGAUCCCGAAGUGCUCUCCGAUUUGUCCACGCAAGCGCUGGUAUUAACGGUUUUGGCCACAUUGGUGAAAUAUUCGACAGAGGAGAAUGAGACGCGCGUGCUCUAUCAGUACCUGGCCGAGGGUUCGGUUGUAUUUCCCAAGGUGUUUCCAGUCAUACACUCGCUGCUGGACCAGAAGAUUAACAAUAUACUCUCAGUGUCACACGACCAAGUCGUGCUGAAUUCAGUACAAAGCAUCAUACAAAAUAUGCUCGCCAGCGAGGAUCCUUCACAACAGCAACUGCAUUUCCUGCAAAGUUGCGGCUUUGGUGGUCUCUGGCGGUUCGCUGGUCCCUUUACAAAGUACACCAUGAUGGGCGAAUCUUCGGAAUUAUUUGUGAACUGUUUGGAGGCCAUGGUUGAGACAUGCCUGCCAGGUGAUGAGACUGUACCGGUGCCGCCAUCACCACGUCCAUACAAUUUGAGUUCGAGCCUCAGCAGUCUUACUCUAGGUUCACCAACUGAUAAAGCUGCAUGAAUAACAACCAGCCAACGCGGCCGACAUCCGACAUUAUUCGCGCGAGUCUUUCGUUUUCUAAAUUUCUUCAAAAAAUGUUUUUAAAACCUGAAAAGUUUUACCACAAACUAAAGGGAGGAACCUAGGUAGCCAGAACAAAUGUAAAAAAAGGGGGCGUACAAAGUAAGUCCAGAUUUUAAUUUUAUGAACAAGUGAACGGAGGAAAAAAGAAGAUGUAGAAGACAUUAAUGAAGAAUUCUACAAAACUAUGUACUGCAGGGAUUGAGACAAGUAUGAGUGUGCCAAGGACAAGGACACACAGUGACAUUUACGUCAGAUAUAUAUAUAUGUAUGUGCGCGUGUAGCUGUGUUGAAAGUUUGAUUUCCGCUUAAAUGUAAGGUUAGAGUAGAAGGAUUUUGACCGGCAAACGAAAAAAUUGAACAACUUAACCACCAGCAUCGAAUUUAGCUGUAAUAAAACAACAAAAGUAAAAGCAAAAACAAACUAAAAGUAAAAGUAAGAAAAGUAAGAGUAAAAAACCAAAAACCAACAAAAAUAAUAAUAACAAUACAAGUACACAUAACACUCACCAGCAAAUGUGAAUGUGUGUGGCUGUGUGUGUGUGUGAGAAGAAUAACUAACCAAAAAUAAUUAAAAAAAAAAAGAAAGAAAAUCAUAUUUUAAUGUGUGCCUGUGUGUGUAGUAAGUGCGCUUGUAUGUGUGCGUCGUCAUGUGUCAUGCUUUGAAUGUAUCAAACGCUAUGUUUUUGUUUUUGUUAUACAUUUAACUUGUAAGCUUUUAAAGUUACUAAUUGAAAUUACUUAAGUGUAAAAACUCAUCCAUGUGGUCUUACUAAUGCACACUAACCUAACACAUAUAAGCACAACUAGACGCCAACAAUUUAUCGCGUUUUAUAGGAAAUUAAAUAGAAAAAAAGUAAACAAAAAAUUAAAAAAAAAAAUCCAACUGGAAGUAUUGUAAAUCUGGAAGCAUGUUUGUAACAUUUAUGAGUUUUGAGGUGACAGUUGAAGAACUAACAGAGCCAAAGAGUGAGAACUGGGACCCGAAAUUUUAGAUAUUUGCAGAGCACCGGGUCCAACUGAAAACUAAAAGUUCGAGAGAAAUAGUCCACACAACCAUCUGCUCUCCUUUACCAGAUACUAGCAGUGUUUGGCAAGCCCACAAGUUAAUAUUGUCGAAAGAUUUCCGGCUAAAAGUUCCGGUCCUCAGGCUGGUCGCGUUUUAAAGGGUGGUCUAUUUCAAGGUUUCUUACUUUUUAUUACUAUUAUACGAAAGAAUAUUCUUUGGCAUUUAUUUUUUGAAAAUUUUUGCUGCGACCGCCGCCUCGCGACUCUCCACGGGGUUCGUUUACACUCCUAGCUACGGCUAUAUUUUCUUCACUGCGUGCUGAACGUGGUCUCUUUGGUCGAAUAUUAUCCUACUGAAAAAACUACCCGUACUUGGUUCACCUGUUAAUAGCGAUAGUCCACUGGACCGUGAUUCCGCCCCAAAAAUUGGUCAAGCAAAGAAAACUAUAAUGCGUGCUUUUAUUGCACUCCACUUUGACUUCAUUCUCAAACUUUUAACCAUCCUAAUUUCAUGCUGGCUGGCAGCUGUUCGCUAAUCUCUGACCAACAGUGUUUCUCUAUAUUUGUUUUUUCAACUGUCGCACUGUCUAACCAUGUUGUUGUAGCGGCUAUCUUCCACCCAUUUUAGGAAAAUAAAUUCUCUGGACAUGCCGGAGGGGUAUCACACUGUUAAGCGUGGUUUUGUGGGCGUUUAGUGUGUUCAAUAUCCAGAACGAAGUUGCGAAAGCUUCACGCUAACUUUUCGAGCAAACUCUCGAGCCCACCGGCUGUAGGUAGUAAUUUCUACAAAAACAUUGUAGCAGCAACUUGGAUUUGGAAAGGAAGAAGUUCAAUAUGUUACUGAACUGCAUACUCCAGAACAUCAGCAUACUUCUGCUCUCCUCAGUCCAAUCUUUAUAACUACUAGUAAAAUGAUUCUGGUAGCAUUCAUAAGUUGUGAAAGCACUGCGUAGUUUUGUAAAAAUAAAUUAGGAAUAUAAUAAAAAAAAGCAAAAUCUAUAUCUAUAGAUUUAUCGAUAGUAAUCUGUCCACCAGUUCAGGCUUUGACCGCAGGUAGCUGCAACUUCCAGUUGAAAACUCAUAUUCAUUAAUAUAUCUGCAUUAAUUUUCUUUAGCUGCAUGUGCUUACACUAUGUAACAAAUCUAAAAGAAAUAUUAGCACAAUUUGCAUUAAAAAAAUUUUAACUCGCGUCACAAAUUUUACUAAGUCGUUAAGUUCCUGCACCAUAUCUACUUACACAUACUCGUAUUACUUGUACCUAUUUAUAACGAUUAGUACUAAAACUGAAAAGCUUCUCUAGCUAAAAACUAUAUUACUUAUUAUUAUAAUUCUUCUGCGAUAAUUUUUUUACGAAUCGUACAAUAUGAUUGUAUACGUUUUUAUAUAUUUUAUUUAUUAAAAUUUCUAUAUGUGACCUGGUCUACGAAAAGGGAGCUAACGUGCGAAAACUAGUUUUCUGGGAAAAGCUGUUAAAAAUAAUCGUCAGUUUCUUGUUAUCUCAUUAAUUGUUCUCCUUUUUUUUGACACCUAGCCCCCUUUCCGUAGGCCAGAUCACAUAUGCUUUAUUUUUUGUUGUAAUUUCUAUCAAAAUUUACGGGGUUCUAAUCUUGCAUCACAAAAAAAUGUUUUUUUCGAAACUUUUUCUAAGAAAUAUUGUUGAAAGUAAUUGGAAAAUAAGAAGGUUUAAGUCAUUCACAACUAGAUAGACUAUACAUACAUACUUAUGUAUAUACUUAUGGUAUAUGCUUUCGGGAAAAUUUGAAGAUAACUCUUCUUUACUGCCUGGCAUUUUCAGUACCAAUUGGCAGUGUGGCAUGGACACACUAACCACCUUGGUAAGGUUCGAGGCCCAUCUAAAACCUCUGCCGUACUUUGGGUCCGGCACCCGCUUGCAAUGCAACUCGACAUUCAACUGAUAAAGUGUCAGUUCUUCUCGCAUUCGGGUUUUAAAUCAAAACCACCAUGAUACUCCCCGAGGGGCCAGUCCACAUGACCAGCUUGGAGCAAACUCUAAAGGUUCCUGCUCUCCGUAGUACCAGAAUUAAGUCUCCGGUCAGACCUCGUAGCCUAAACUACUACCGGUGGUGAGCUUCCAUAAUGCUCUGAACUGGUGACCAGGGAUUGGAUCCCAUACGCACUUUACACGCACACCCCAUUCACACAAGAAACUACCAAAGCCUUAAUUUUCUGUUAAAAGCCUUCACCAAACGACCCUAAUUGUUCGGCAUUCCGACUAGUGGAGAUCAGAACGCUAAUAUCUAAACGUCCAUCAGUCCAGCUAAUCCCCAUACCACCCGGAUCCCUAAUGUCCUUACAUGCACCCAAUGCUCUACCCCCGCCCCACAAUAACAACCUAUCAGAGAAGUGCCUCUGAUGCAAAAAUGCAUUCUAAAGUCUGGGUUACCCUCGACAAACCCAAUGUCCCGAAUGUACUCAUAAGUCACUCGACCGUUAGGACUAUUGUGCCAGCGGUCUUGCCACCUACGGUCAGGUGUAGAAGCCUCCUGCUCCCUAGAUAUCUCUCUAUCUCCACGUCAUUAUCGGAAAUCCAUACAUUUCGCAGCAAUGACACACUCAAGCACCUUCUUAAUAUGAAUGCAACAGCACGCUGUAUGACAAUCAGGUCAAAAAGGAGUACACCUAACAGAAUCUGCAUAGCAUCCGUUGAGACGGUGCGACAUACAGGCAAGCGUCAUACAUUACAACGUUGUAUUGAGAGGAGUUUUCGCGACCCACACAGCCCACAAACAAGCCCGAUAUAUGGUGCGAACAGAACGACGUCUGAGAUCUCAAUCACUCUACAAAAUACGUCGUAUUUUGCAUACCCUGCCUGCAGUCGCUCCUUCACAUUCACCAAGUGUGGAGUCAAACACAUUCUUUCACUCACGGUCAGCUCCAGGUAUUUGACUUGCGUCACAUACUUGAUGGACUCCCGGACAAUCGGUGAACGAACCGGCGAUAAUCUAAACCCCAAUUAUUUACAAUCUUUAAAAGUUGUCCUCCCGCCCGCUCUAACCUAGACCGCAAGCAACCUUCGACCUAGAAGGGGGGGUCGUCAGCACACGCACAAUACUUACAGAGUAAAGUAACUCAGCCAAGCCAAAGAGUAAUUUUCGGACAGCCAAGUUCCUCCAGUCAUUGCACCACUAGAUCCCAGCUUAGAUAGUCAAACGCCCCGUUGAAGUCAACAAAUAUGCCAAGAACAUAAUUCCGGACAUGAAACAAUGCAUCCUCUUUACUGCGUCCUUUCCAGAACCCAUACUGCCUAGUUUUUCCACCUUUAACUUUCUCCAGCACUUCCCAAGUACUGGAAGUAGACUGAUGCUCCUGGAGUGCUCUCUUCCAUCCGGACAACAUGACCUAGCCAGCAUAGCCGCUGUCUUUUAAUUCGUUGAACUAUGUCAAUGUCGUCGUAUAUCUCGUACAGCUCUUCAUUCCAUCGACUGCGGUAUUCGCCAUUGCCAAUGCGAAUAGGGACCAUAAAUCUUCUGCAGAACUUUUCUCUCGAAAACUCGUAACGCCGACUCAUCAGAUGUUGUCAUCGUCCAUGCCUCUGCACCAAAUAACCUCAAAAGGAGUAUUUCAUCUGAGGCUGUUUUGAUCCUUUCAUUGGGGAUGUUUUUUGCGAGGUGAGUCCCAAACCCAGCGCACAACCCUGGGGAGGAAUGAUUCGCCUUCGCACUUUAGCUCGCCUUCAAACAGAUGUUUUUCGGCUAACCAGAGAAUACUUAGUCUAAAACCGGAAGUCGUGAGCUGCUUGAGCCAUAUGUAAAAGAAUCGUUUCUGGCCACUUCCAAGUGAAUGGCGCUCAGAGAACUUUCCUCACUUGCGUGAAGUUCUUCAGAAGAAGUCCUUCCUUACUUGUUUAAAUUAAAGAAAGGAUGGGAGUGUGUGAUGCUAGAUUCAGCAGCCCCGAAAAACCAAAGUUUAUAGACUAAAUUAUUGAUGCAUUUCAUAUAUAUUAUUAUUAUUUAUUACUAUUUUAUUAUUAUUAUUUUUUAUUUAUUAUUAUUAUUAUUUAUUUUAUUAUUAUUUAUUUAUUAUUAUUAUUUUUUACUCGACACUCAUUGCGGCCUGGAUUUAAAAUUUUAGUCAAACUAAUUUAGUAUUUAACAGCUAUUUAUUUGAACAAAAUUAUUUAUGCAUUUAUUUUGAAUUAAUAUUUAUAUACAAAUAUACAUAAUAUUUUUGAUUGUUUUUGUAAAUUUAAUGCAUGUCUUCCUCUGUGUUUGUUGUAUAUAAAUUAUUGUAAUAUUAAGAAAAUAUAAGUUGAAUUUGUUGAAAUUUUUAAAAUGUUAACGCUGUACUUAAAACAAAAAAUAUAUUUGAAAAUAAUUAAAAAACAGCGUUUUUUAAACACUUACGUAAGUGAAAAUACUACGCAAAAUCUAACUAGGCAAUCGUUUGCUUUUACUUACAUAGCUUUUUUGUUGUUUUUUUUUGGUUUUUUUUUUUAUAACAGCAUAUAGACAAAAUGACAAAGUUAGAGAAGUGUAGCACUAAGCGUAAAAUGGAAUUAAAGAAAUUCACAAAAACUCUUUAAGUGAAAACACCAAAAACACCAAAUUCAAUUGUAAUAAUUACAAGCGACUAAAUUAUAUGAAAUUAUUAUUGUGAAAUAUUAAUUAAAACAAAAACAAUGAAACAUUUUGUCCACUUUUACAUAAAAUUAGCAUAAGUCAAAAAUGAAAACUUGUAAAAAAUCUUAGCAUAAAUUGUUGAAAAAUUAUUGAGAGCAUUAUAUAGUUUAUAAAUGUAUGUAUGUAUUAUUGAAAAUAUUAAAUUUAAAUGUAAAUGUGUGUAAAAGUUUUAUUUAGUAGCUACGUACAAUUAAAAAAGUUAAACUAAAAAAUUACAAAAUGAAACUGAAAAAAAUUAAAACUAAAAAUUACAAAAUAAAACUGAAAAAAUUAAAACUAAAAAAUUACAAAAUAAAACUGAAAAAAUUACAAUUAAAAAAAUUUUUAAAAUAAAACUGAAAAACUUAAAAACCAAAACUAAAAAAAAAAUUAAAAAUAAAACAAAGCAAGCAAAAUAUAAAACUAACCAUUUCUGUAAAUGAAACCACAAUGUUAAGCUAACAGCUCACAAGAAAAUCCAAAAUCAAAACCAAGCAAAAUGAAAGCAGGAAUUUCAGUAAUUUAUAAAAAAAAUGUUUAUAUAUAAAAAAGCAAGAAUAAAUACAAAACUCAAUAACAAUUUGCAUCAAAAAUUAUUAUUUGGGUGUGCGCAAAAAUACUGUUAUAAAAAUAAA
Bactrocera neohumeralis is the source of this 14895-nucleotide messenger RNA. RefSeq names its product neurofibromin (gene Nf1). The record is from RefSeq and is a predicted model, not a curated record. The transcript is spliced from 27 exons. Bases 86 to 8572 code for a protein of 2828 amino acids. Gene Ontology annotation, biological process: regulation of GTPase activity. NCBI's taxonomy places the organism in Eukaryota, Metazoa, Arthropoda, Insecta, Diptera, Tephritidae.